AUGGCGUCUACUACAACGUUGAGCAGUUCUCAACCUUCGACUUCCGAGCCUCAGUUGAAUGUGCAAUACUAUGCCCCUAGGUUUUGCUUGCCGCAUCCUAAUACUAUCAGCCAAUUUUGUCGGGACCAAAACAAUAUAAUAUUCUGCCAUAGUAUUACUAUCGUAAAGAUAUCACCUAAAGUCGCCGUUAAGUUUAGUGCUUAUAUCAAUAUUACCGAGGCCAAAACCAUGAUUUAUAUUACCUUAGGACACUUUCGGCGUCUUAACCAAAUCCUAUAUCUUAAGAUAACUUACGAGCUAUAUCUAAGAGAUUCUUUAUCGACCUCUAUUGACAAAGACUUUAACACGGCUCUUAUCAACGCCUAUCUAAAGAAAGCGCUAAAACGCUAUAUCAAAACUUUUCUUAGUGGAAUGCUUCCUCAAUCCCACCGUAUCGUAUUCACAUAUAGUGAUCUCCGGCCUCAGAAUGUUAUAGUGAAAGAUGGAAAUAUGGUCGCUAUUAUAGACUAG
This is a messenger RNA of Penicillium verrucosum, 510 nucleotides long. RefSeq lists its product as uncharacterized. Bases 1 to 510 code for a protein of 169 amino acids. The transcript has 4 exons. Lineage: Eukaryota; Fungi; Ascomycota; Eurotiomycetes; Eurotiales; Aspergillaceae. The record is from RefSeq and is a predicted model, not a curated record.